Molecule: messenger RNA, 594 nt
Organism: Grosmannia clavigera kw1407
Lineage: Eukaryota; Fungi; Ascomycota; Sordariomycetes; Ophiostomatales; Ophiostomataceae
Product: tsa family protein
Exons: 5
Coding region: 1-594 (197 amino acids)
Biological process (GO): hydrogen peroxide catabolic process; cell redox homeostasis; cellular response to oxidative stress
Cellular component (GO): cytosol; cytoplasm; mitochondrion
Molecular function (GO): thioredoxin peroxidase activity
Source: RefSeq, a predicted model, not a curated record
AUGGCCUCCCGACUCUUCCGACCUACCGCCUCCAUCGGCCGUUCAGCCGUGGCCUCGCGUGUGGCUGCCGCCAGACAGUUCCAUGCGACUCGUCCGGCCUUUGUCCACGUUGGUCAGAAGGUUCCCAGCAUUGAGGUCUUGGUCGAAAACAGCCCCGGAAACAAGGUCAACCUGGCCGAGGAGUUCCAGAAAGGUGACGGCCUCAUCAUUGGUGUACCGGGCGCUUUUUCGGGUGCUUGCUCGGAGAAGCACGUUCCCUCGUACAUCCUGCACCCCAAGCUCAAGGAGGCUGGCCAGGUUUUUGUCGUCUCCGUUAACGAUGCCUUUGUCAUGAAGGCAUGGGGCGCCUCGCUUGACCCAACCGAGCAAACCGGGAUCCGGUUCCUCGGCGACCCGGCCGGGGAGUUUACCAAAGCGCUGGAUCUCGAUUUUGACGCCACGCCGAUUUUUGGAAAUCCGCGGUCGAAGCGCUAUGCUCUCGUCAUCCGUGACGGCAAGGUCGAGAGUGCCCACGUCGAACCAGACAACACCGGAACAAACGUGUCGCUGGCGGACAACGUCCUCGGGGCCAAGCCAUAUUUGAAGGAUUGGUGA